Molecule: messenger RNA, 1921 nt
Organism: Neltuma alba
Lineage: Eukaryota; Viridiplantae; Streptophyta; Magnoliopsida; Fabales; Fabaceae
Product: probable metal-nicotianamine transporter YSL7
Exons: 6
Coding region: 16-1887 (623 amino acids)
Cellular component (GO): membrane
Molecular function (GO): oligopeptide transmembrane transporter activity
Source: RefSeq, a predicted model, not a curated record
UUUAGUUUCAUAGUGAUGAAACUGAAUCUCACCACUGGGAUUAUUCCUUCCCUCAACGUCUCUGCUGGUCUUUUGGGUUUCUUCUUCGUCAAGACAUGGACAAAGUUGUUGGAAAAGUCUGGCAUGUUGAGACAACCAUUUACUAGACAGGAAAACACAGUCAUUCAGACCUGUGUUGUCGCUUCCUCUGGCAUUGCCUUUAGUGGAGGUUUUGGAAGCUACCUCUUUGGAAUGAGUGAACGUAUAGCCAAUCAAACUUUAGACAAGAGUGACUUCAAAAACCCUUCAUUAGGAUGGAUUAUUGGGUUUCUCUUUGUUGUCAGCUUUAUUGGCCUUUUCUCAGUUGUACCUUUGAGGAAGAUUAUGAUUAUUAACUUCAAUUUGACAUAUCCAAGUGGUACUGCAACUGCUCAUCUCAUCAACAGCUUCCACACUCCUGAAGGAGUCAGACUAGCAAAGAAGCAAGUAAAAGUAUUGGGAAAAUUCUUCAGUCUCAGUUUCCUAUGGGGUUUUUUCCAAUGGUUCUAUACUGCUACUGAUCAAUGUGGAUUUCAAGCCUUCCCUUCUCUAGGCCUCAAAGCAUAUCAGUACAAGUUUUAUUUUGAUUUCUCUUCAAUCUAUGUUGGAGUAGGAAUGAUUUGCCCAUAUAUCAUAAAUGUAUCAGUGCUCCUUGGAGGAAUUCUUUCUUGGGGAAUAAUGUGGCCUCUCAUAGAAAAGAAAGAAGGCCAGUGGUACCCCCCCAACCUUGAUGAUACUGACAUGAAUGGCCUUCAAGGUUACAAGGUAUUUAUAGGCAUAUCAUUGAUCCUAGGAGAUGGUUUAUAUAACUUAUUCAAGGUUCUAGGUCAUACUCUUAUUGGUAUCUACAAACAAAUCAGAGACAAACGAAGAGAGAAUGUUCUUCCUGUUGCAGAUCAGAACUCACCCUCACCUACACAACUUUCCUAUGAUGAUCAACGUCGAAUCGAAUUCUUUCUCAAAGAUCAAAUACCCUCAUAUUUUGUAGUUGGAGGCUAUGUGGCAAUUUCUGUAGUCUCCAUGAUCACAGUCCCACACAUCUUUCCCCAACUGAAAUGGUACUACAUACUGGUGAUCUACCUGUUUGCUCCUGCAUUGGCAUUCUGUAAUGCUUAUGGAUGUGGACUAACGGACUGGUCUCUAGCAUCCGCUUAUGGAAAGCUAGCCAUCUUCGCCAUUGGAGCUUGGGCCAGUUCCUCACAUGGUGGCAUUCUAGCUGGGCUAGCAGCCUGUGGAGUGCUGAUGAACAUAGUCUCCACAGCCUCUGACUUGAUGCAGGAUUUCAAGACAGGCUACCUCACACUGUCAUCACCUAGGUCUAUGUUUUUCAGCCAAAUUAUAGGCACAACAAUGGGUUGUGUGAUCUCUCCUUGUGUUUUCUGGGUCUUUUACAAGGCUUUUAAAGACCUUGGCACACCCCAUAGUGAGUAUCCUGCUCCUUAUGCUAUAGUGUACAGAAACAUGGCCAUGUUGGGUGUAGAAGGUUUCUCUUCUCUUCCAAAGCACUGUCUUUUGUUUUGCUAUAUUUUCUUUGUUUCUGCCAUUGUGAUAAACUUGAUUAAAGACUUGAUGGGUAAGAGAGGUUGGUUCAUACCACUUCCCAUGGCCAUGGCCAUUCCAUUCUAUAUAGGGCCAUACUUCGCCAUUGACAUGUGUGUUGGAAGUCUGAUACUGUUUGUGUGGGAGAAGAUGAACAAGGCUAAAGCAGAUGCUUUUGCUCCUGCGGUGGCUUCUGGGCUGAUAUGUGGGGAUGGGAUAUGGACUUUGCCUGCUUCAAUACUUGCUCUUGCUGGAGUUAAGCCACCUAUUUGCAUGAAGUUCUUGUCCAGGGCAACGAAUGCUAGGGUUGAUGCUUUCUUAGGUUCUUAGAGGUUUAGGUUUGGCUUCAAAUUAAUAUCUUGUU